AUGUACAGCGAUGUGAGCAGUGUGCGAGCGCAGCGUACGUAUGUGAUCCGGAUACGGGCCGAUGUGUAUGCCCACCGAACAGUCACGGCUACGAGUGCCGAAUGUGCGCCAUCAAUACCUGGGGUAACGUGUUCCAGAAGGGAUGUCAGCACUGUGAGUGUGACAUUGCCGGUUCUAUCGGGCAGAGUUGUAACAGCGGAACCGGACAGUGCAACUGCAAGGAAGGCUACACGGGUAGACAGUGCAACGAGUGCGCGAUUGGGUACUACGGUUAUCCGAACUGCCGGCGGUGUGACUGCGAUGAGCGAGGGUCUAUUGGAAGUGCUGAUGGUAGCCUGGACUGUGAUGAACAUGGUCAGUGUCUGUGCAAGGCGAUGACCUUCGGACGGAAGUGUGAUCAGUGUAAGUCGGCUACUUUCGGUUUGGUGUCAGGGAAUCCCGACGGAUGUACGAGAUGCUUCUGCUUCGGUAGAUCUCAGGAUUGUGAGCAGAGUGAGUUUUCAUGGGGGCAAAUUCGGCUGCAAGGCUCGCGGAAUCUGAGCGUUGAGUACGUGGCGAGAGACGAGGAUGAUUACGAUUUUGAUUACGUUGUAGUAAUCCAGCUGGAGGGAACCAAAACUAACAGGGAGGCAGCAGAGGUUAAAAGUAUGAACAACUUGGACUUGAUUCCGAGUUCGACGGGGAAUGUCUCAAUUGGAGCUUAUAGUGCGUUUCAGUACCCACUGUAUUUUCAACUUCCAUCGCAGUUCCUCGGUGAUCGCAUAACAAGUUACGGGGGUUUAUUGAACUUUACAUUAGUUACGGUGGGAGCGUACCAAAAUAUUCCGGAAGAAUCGCUACGACAGUUUCCCUUGGUUCAGCUGCACACACACGAUGAACUCGUUUUGGAUUAUUACGAAGAUCGGAUAGUUUACGAUAAGGAAGUUAUCCAACAUUCAGCGUUAUUGCAUGAGAGAUUCUGGAAACAUCACUACGACGGCAGUGUGAUCACACGGGCUAUUCUUAUGGUUGCACUUCAAAACGUAAAGCACGUGUUCGUAAGAGGCACUAUCAGUACGGAUUUUCGUCAAGUUUUAUUGACGAACGUUACCUUAGAUAUGGGAAUCUAUGUAGCCGGUGCAGAAAACAACCACGCCUACGGAAUCGAGCGCUGUACCUGUCCUGUUGAAUACAGUGGACUGUCGUGUCAAAAUCCAGGAUCCGGUUUCUAUCGGUUCAAGCCGCAGGUGCCGAACAAGCUACCGGAGACGAUCGAUGAAUACAUCGGGAAGAGUCUUCUGUGUGAGUGUAAUGGUCGUAGCAACGAGUGCAAUCCGGAAACUGGAGUUUGUCUGAACUGUCGUAACAACACCGGUGGUGAUCACUGUGAAAUAUGUGCGGAUGGGUACUACGGCAGCCCUAAUCAUGGAUCGUGCCAGGCGUGUCCAUGCCCGGAAACGAGGAAGAACUUUGCCAAAGGCUGUGUUGUUCAGGGUGACGAAGUGAGCUGCAUCUGCAAACCUGGCUACACGGGACGGCUGUGCGAAUCCUGUGAAAAGGGCUACUUUGGGUUUCCACAUCUGGAGGAUGGUCGGUGCGAGUCUUGCGGAUGCAAUCGCGAAGGUAGCAUGUCGGAUGAGUGUGACGCUUGGACUGGACAGUGCCGUUGUAGAGCGGGAAUCACUGGAAUGAAAUGCGAUCGCUGUGAGCAGCCUAAGCAUAUUGUGCAGAACUACAAGUGUAAACAAUGUGACAACUGUACCGUAACCUUGAUCGACGAUUUCACAUAUCUCACUGACCAUUUGGAUCGAGAAACGGCUCACAUCGAUAAGAACGGCAUUCCAGCCCCUUGGCUUGAGCUGGAACGGUUUGAACAAGAAUCGGAAACUUUGGGAGCUUCAGUGGGAAUGCUUUUGGAUGUGAAGGACCGUGUGGUCAAUUUCGAUCAAUCCAUACUGGAUAACAUGAAACGCAAUGCAAGUAGAUUGAAUAAACAGCACAACAAAUUUGCAAAUCGAUUGAAUGAAUUCCGGGACAUUUCGGUCAUAAAAACAAUGGAACGAUCUACUGUGCUGGCAGACGACAUCCACGAAAUGAAGGACGACAUUGAAGGCACGAUCAGAAUCCUGAACAACUACGGAACCAGCGAUAGUCACAUCAAGCUUCCAGCUGCGCUAAAAGAAGCAACCGAACUCCUGGAUGACAUCAAACUCAAGUACGGACAGAGCAAGCGACGGCCGGAAGUUUUGGAGUGGGCGCAACGGCAGUACGAUUUGUUGGGAAAUAAAUCGGAAGUAUUGCAGCGGCAAAACAAAAGGCUGGAUGACUACAUGUAUGAAGUUCUGGUGUUCAACGAUCGGAUGCAGCACUUUGAGAGGUUGAACAAGGAGGUGUUCAACAAUGCAACAUUGACCGAGACGUUUUCCAGCAAAAAUCGGCGAAAGAUGGCCGAAGUGGAGCGGAAACUACACCAGGCAGAUGAAAUGGUUGAUGAGGUGGAUGGUUUCUUGGAUGAAAACAUCUUGGCGGAAACUGCGGUCAAACAUGAGCAGAUCAAGGAUAACCAUCUUCAGCUGGCCCAAAACAAAAAUAAUUUGAAGUACUUGAACGAUGCCUUGGAACACACGAUUGUGGAAUUUGACGAAAAAUUUGAAGGACUGGUGACGAAUGAAGUGCCAGCAGCGAAGGAACAUGCGAAUAGAUUGAAGAAGGAGUCGGACGAGUUUCAGCAGCUGUUCAAGGAUACGGAGGAGGGUGCCGCGAAUGCUAUGAAAGCUAGUAUGGCUUAUGAGAACAUCGUGGCUGCUAUCGUGUCGGCUCAAGAAUCUGCAGACAAUGCGACGGAUAGUGGAAGAGUGGCGAACAAUAAGGUUUAUCCGCUUGGGGACGUUUCGCUUGUGGAGCGGAGUGAGCACGCGGCGAACGUAUCAUCGAAUAUUGAAAAGAAAGCGCACAAAGAACUGGAAAAGGCCAACGAGUUGAACGAGGUUAUGGUAUCCAAAGAGAAGCAGGUUGAAAGUUUGCAGUACAAAAUGCGGUUGGCAGGGGUAGAUAAUAACAGGAUUGUGGAGGAAGAAGGACUGAUCACGAGAGGUGAUGCGAUGAAGAAACUACAAGGCACAUUGGAUCAAGCGAAUAUCGUCUCCGAUCAGAUGAAGUUUGUUCGAGAAGAAGCUGGUGUGUUGAACAGCGACGUCUACAAGUUGAAACUAAAGCUGGCGAAAUUGGAACCGGAAUGGGACACAAAGUUUGGAAUGGCGGAAGAAAAUGUUUCACAGUCGCUGAGUAAUAUACUGAAGGCCAAAAAGGAGCUGAGCAGUGUGGAGAAGUUAGAGAAGAUUCAGAGUGAAAAGUUCCGAACUUGGAAUGCAUCCUUCUCGGCUCAGCUUCAGGAACUGAAGGAUAAGAUUGCCCGGGCCAAACAUGCAGCGGAAGGGAUCCGCGUUUCGCUCGAGUCUCAGAACGACUGCGUGCGCUCGUACGCUCCGGUGUCCUACGGUCCAUCUACAACGAACCGUAUCAUGAUGUCGGUAGCCCUGAACUCGGAUACCAUGGAUUCACCGCUGAUCUUUAUGCAAGGAGAAAACCAUCGAUUCAUUGCACUCGAAAUGUACAAACGAAGAAUUCGUUUGGUGUGGAAUCUGGGCGAUACAGCGGUGGUCAUCACCCAUCCAACGGAAAUCAAGCAGCGUGAUCCCAAGUACGACGACGCAUGGUAUUUCAUCGAAGCGAACCGAACGCUCAACUUGGCGAAUCUGAACGUCCGCCGUAUGACACACAGUGGUGUUCUAGUUCAUGCAAACUCCGUGGAAGGUGCCAGUAGCGCUUCGUUCUCAACAAUUACCAUGGGCCCGAGCAGCCGAAUUUGGAUAGGAGGAGUCCCGGAAAAUCUACAAACUCCGGAACUUCUGGCAAGAAAUGGUCUUGGAGUAGUGCUGAGCCAACUGUACAUAGAUCAACGACAGCUUGGUCUGUGGCACUUUAUGUCGUCCAGCGGCAAUUGUGGAGGUGCCAUGUUAGGACCUCAGGAAAGCUCCAGCGCAACCAACGAGAGGCACUUCAAUGGAGAAGGCUACGCUGUGUUGCAGAAAUCGUCCAGUCAUCGCAGCAAGAAUCAGUUCAGUUUGACCUUGAGCUUCAAGACGCUGGAUGAAAAUGCCUUGAUCUUCCUGGCGCUGGAUGAGGUCAAUAAUCGAUCAAUCUCGCUGACACUCUACCAAGGGCGCCUGGUGUUCCGAGUAGACUACGGAGGUGACUCUAAACUGGAGAUCAACACCACGAACCGCUACAACAACGGCCAAUGGGUGGUUGUCGAAGCAGCUCGAUCCUUUUCCAAAGGUAGCACCGAAAAUGGAAUCCUCAAGGUGGACAACAAAGAGGAGUUCCGCGGGGCUCCAACGAAACCUAUCAACUCAGGCAUGUUACCGAAUUUGAGUGAGAACUACUAUCUCGGUGGCGUGCCUCCUGGUUUCAAAUCCGGGACAACUAAAGCCCCGGGCGCAGAUCAUGCGUUCCUUGGCUGCCUCAAAGGUGUUCAGAUUACUGGGGUUUCUUAUGAUCCGUUGGAUAGCUCGAAACACUUUGGUAUAGAGGGCUCUUGUAUCGACACUAUAAGUAGGGCAGGAUUCUACGGGAACGGUUACGUGGAGUUCCCCUCUCAUAGCCUGAGGAAGCGGGCUAAUUUUGGGUUCGUUUUCAGAACACUAGAACCAAAUUGCUCUCUUCUACUGUCGGGAUUCCCGUCAAGUUUGUCCAAUGAGUACGACUCUAAAGACAUGCGUGGAAACUACUCCGUAUUCCUCCACGAAGGUAAACUAAAUCUAUGGGUAGAUUCGGGAGCAGGUAGAGUUGAGCUGGAAUCCAACAACACCCUAAACGAUGGGGAGUACCACGUUCUUAAAGUAAUUAAACGAGGAAGGGCAGUGGAGCUACGAGUUGAUGAUGAGUUCCAAGGAGCAAAGUCUCUGCCGAAGCAGCAAGCCUUAGUCAACAUGCCCGGAGAAUUGGGAGGUCUAUUCUUGGGAGGUGUUCCAGAUGACCCAGCAUUCGAUCCGCUCUCUAAAACAUUCAACGGACUGAAGGGCGUCAUCGCCAACGUUGUGUUCAACAAUCGGACAGUGUCGUUCGAUCAGGCACUCAAUUUCACUAACGUCCAGAUGGGCCGAUCCGGACCAGAAAUGGGUUCGAACAUUUUACACACGACGCUACAACAGACUCAACCUUUCAGUCGAAGCUUUAAACCUCCGCCAGAAGGAUGCAAUAGGGGUCGAUUCCAGGUCGGAAGUUAUUCUUACGAACCGAAUGCCUUCAAGUAUGGUGACAAACCUCAAAGCCAUUCGAUAGUAAACGUAGCAGCACGUCACCUGUGGCAGCGAAAUUUCAACAUCCAGUUCGAUUUCCGCACCUUCUAUCCCAACGGAGUGCUGUUCGUUGCGUUGGGCUCCAAAGACAAAGCGAAACACUUCAUCACACUGGGUCUGAAGGACGGGUCCCUAGCUCUAACGGUGCGGGGUCGCAAACGGGAUCAACUGGUGCUGCCGGUGAAGCUGAACGAUGGCCAAUGGCACCACGUCUCUCUGAACAGCAUCAAGAAGAAAGCCACGCUAAGCGUUCAAAUCGGAAACGGGCUCAGCUCGGCGCAGAUUAAACUACCAAAGAAACUGAAUGCAGCCAACAAUCUGUUCAUUGGAGGCAUCCCGGACGAAACGCCACUGCCGAAGGAGCUCCAACCGAAGCCGGAGGAGUUCAAGGGAUGUUUGAAGAAGUUUUCCGUGAACAACAAUACUCAGGACCUGGCAAGACCGGGACGGCACAUGAACGUCGGACAGUGCUUCCCCCGGAUCGAACAGGGCUCGUAUUUUCCGGGUGACGCUUAUGCAAUCUACAAGCGCAACUUCAACGUAGGGAAGUUUAUGGAUGUCGACCUUGAACUACGAACUUCGGAAGUGAACGGAAUUCUGAUGAGUGUUGCCGAACCCAUCAAUGGUUUUCCAGCCUUCUCGCUGGAGAUUUCCAACGGAAACGUAAUUCUCUCCAUCGAUGUUGGUGACGGAUAUCCCAUCCGGGUACAAAGCACACUUCCUUCCAAGUACACCCUGUGUGACAAUCGGUGGCACAACGUGUCCGCCUUGUACGAAGACCACCAGAUAGUGCUUCGAGUGGACGAUUAUCCACCGAACACUCUACUGGUGCAAUCCAACGACGUCCUACGAAGGGUAGCGACUAAGGCACCUCUCUACAUUGGAGGGCUUCCUGACACCGCACCCAGUGGGACGCUCCUCCUACGCGAAAACUUCAAGGGCUGCAUUCGAAAUGUGGUGAUUCGAAACGAACGAAAAGAUUGGACCGAUAUGGACAACCUUCAUAAUGUGUUACUGAGCGAGUGUCUGGCUGUUAACUAGGAGCUCGCAUCGACCACGACGGCAUAUAUGCAUAUUUGUGCCUGUAAAUAGUAGAACAUUCAUCAUCAAGCCAUUACGCUUACUUAAUAAGAGUAGUUGCAAGUGUUGUAGUGAAAAUUGCCUCCAAUUUUCGGCGGAUCAUCGUCCGAAGCUCCGAGGAACUCUGACAUACCAAAAAACUUAAUACUUAUAAUCUGUAUAAACGUAACGAAAUGCUCCGAGAGGCUUCCUUCCUGUGUAUGUUUAGUAUUGCGCUAUAGGUUAGCCAACGAAAGAAGAAAAAAAAAAAUUAACGUCGAUGUGCCUUCUUGGACGCUUUCUCAAUGUAUGAUAGAAACGUAUGCGUACAAACCACCGAUCCUAAGCCUUUGAUUAUUAUUUUAUUAGUAGAACAAAUGAAACAAACCAUGUGUUCUUACCGCGAAAGUCUUGUAAAAUACAUUCAAGUCAUAACUCUGUUGAAUAACGUUAAGUAUUUAUUUAGAACGAACAAAAUAAUGCUUACCACUGCCAACCAACGUUUUCAGUGUCGUUCCUGUUAUUUGAACAUUUUCUGACAAAUAAAUAAGAGCUUAUCGUAAGAUAAUGUUGCUGCCAUAGAAACACAUAGAAUUAUUGUAUUUAAUGUCGUAUUUAACAUAUAAAGAGCUUGUUCAUAGGAAAUGUUUCCAACAUCGAAGGUGUAAAUUGUUUAUGUAUUCAUCCUAAUUCUAUCAUCUCUAUAGGUAAAACAUUUUUAAGUUCACAUAAGGAAAUGCAGUUGAAUGUUUCUGUGAAAUGGAUCAAAGAAAAUACACUAAUAUUUUAUAUGUAACUUCGGCCUGAAUCAGUUCAUUUCGAAAGAAAACAUUAUU
Molecule: messenger RNA, 7234 nt
Organism: Aedes albopictus (Asian tiger mosquito)
Lineage: Eukaryota; Metazoa; Arthropoda; Insecta; Diptera; Culicidae
Gene: wb
Product: laminin subunit alpha-1
Biological process (GO): tissue development; animal organ morphogenesis
Source: RefSeq, a predicted model, not a curated record